CUCCGGUAACGUGUCCGGUUUUAUGGUUUAACCGGUGAGCAGACGGGGUUAUUGAAUCCGGUCCGGUUCAAUCACCUUUGUGUUUUUGCUUUUUUUUUUUCUAAAGUUAGUUAUUGAAAAUUGAAAAAAAUACCAAAAAAAAAAUGAAAAGAAAUGCAGGCUCAUGCACGAAAUCACGAGAUCUCAAACUUAAAGUCUGAAAUAGAGAAACCACAUUAAGAGUCCCUACUCACUGCCGCUGCCGACGAAGCUCGGUCGUCUCCCGCCACCGUCGCAAAAGGAAGCACCUCCGCCGCUGCACCGUCGCGCCUCCCACUGGAGGUCCGUCCGCCGCCGCCGCCGCUGGUUGUCGCGCUAGCCACAAGGCCGCCGUCGUUCUGGUGGUUAUUGGUUCUGGUUCCAUCUGUUAGAGCAUUACAAGUUUUAUUGCUUCAGGCACGAAUCAGAAGGUAUGGGAAUCAGUAAAACAGAAGUAAACUUGAAGAGGUUGCUUGCAGCUGCUCCUCAGCAGCAAAACCAGGCAAAACUUGUGCAUUAUGUUGCUACUUUGCGUGAACAAUUGGAACAAUUGGCUGAGGAAAGGGCACCGGAAGGCUUACCAAGGAUUUCAAAGGCUGUGUUGAAUGAUUAUUCAGAGAAGAUUGAAGCCAUUGCUUCCAAAUUGGUUAAUCAUGUGAGUGACCCACCAGUACCCAAGAAGGACUUCGAAAGGAAUUCUGUUGAAGAAAACUCUUCUGAAAUAGAGGAAACAAAGCAGAUACUCCUUUCUUCUGGACUGAGAAGAAGGCCUGUACCUGCCUCAAGUACGGAAGAAAGAGCACACAAGCCUGCUGAGACUGAUCACAUAUCACCUGUUAAACUGGAUGCUGCAGCACAUGCACACAUUGAAAAGCACAGAAUGCUUCAAGAUAAUUUGACUGAUGAGAUGGUAGUGUUGGCAAAACAACUCAAAGAGAGUAGUCUCAUGAUGAGCCAGUCCCUGCAAAACACUGAAAAGAUACUUGAUUCUACCGAAAAGGCUAUUGAGCAUAGCUUGGCAAGCACCGGUCGUGCCAAUGUGCGAGCAACGGCAAUAUACUCGGAGAGUUCAAAGACUUCUUGCUUAACAUGGCUUGUGAUGUUUGUGAUGACAUGUGUGUUUGUCAUGGUUAUUCUUCUAAUCCGUGUCACAUAGUGUAGUUCACGUUUCACCGGGUAAAAUAAAUAACUUCCAAUAUAACUUUUUUUCUCAAUCUUUAACAGUUUUUCCUUACAAAUUCGACCUGAUGGAUACUUUUUUAUUUAUGAUAUAGCACUUGAACCUUGAGAAUAAUAA
This is a messenger RNA of Glycine soja, 1315 nucleotides long. RefSeq lists its product as uncharacterized. The transcript has 8 exons. NCBI's taxonomy places the organism in Eukaryota, Viridiplantae, Streptophyta, Magnoliopsida, Fabales, Fabaceae. The record is from RefSeq and is a predicted model, not a curated record. Bases 452 to 1174 code for a protein of 240 amino acids. Gene Ontology annotation, molecular function: SNAP receptor activity. Gene Ontology annotation, cellular component: SNARE complex; endoplasmic reticulum. Gene Ontology annotation, biological process: retrograde vesicle-mediated transport, Golgi to endoplasmic reticulum.